AUGGCAGAGAACAGCUACAGGCCAACGCAGCUGGUGAGCCAAGUCCCAGCGCCCACAGUACCCAGUCUAAUCGGCAGUGUGGACAGGAACCGUGUUCCAGGGACAGGCCCGCAGAAGCUGGGCGCGUCCUUCUGUGUCAUCGGGCGCGAGUGGGCGGUCUCGGCCUUGAGUACUGGAGAGUCGCACACGGGAAGAGUCGCGACCCUCGCCAAUUCUGUCGGACAGGGGGCGCACAAAACCCACUUCGCCGAGGUGGGAGCAGCUCAGCUCCUGGAUCUGCCUCUCGGGGUGAAGCUGCCGGUGAUCCCAGGAACUGACCCUCUGUUCUUUACUACGAAUCUAAGUGAAAAGCUUUUUCGACCUUCGUAUGGUUUUAAUCUGACAGAUCCUUAUUGUCGACUUUUGGAAAACCAAUAUAAAAGUCUCCAUGAUCCACAUUUAAAAGCAUAUUAUAGACGCAAAGAUAUCCUGAGGAGACUGAAGAAAGGUGGCUACAUCACCAACAAUAACAAAAUUGUUUGUAGCUUGAAGGAAUUAAAUAAGUACAGGCAAUAUCUCACCAACUUAAAAUUAGACUUUGAAAGAAACUAUAUAAGAGAACAAAAAAUGCUUGCAAAACAACUACAGAAACUGGAGGAAAACAAUAUAGUCCCUGAGUGUGCUGAUGUUACACAGUUCCAGAAUUGGCUGUUUCAUGAGGGCACCCAAUCUGUAACGGACCAGGAGCGGUUAAUAAGGCACAGGUAUUUGGAUACGAUAAGUAAAGGGUUAGAACAAUCUCAGCGUGCGGCGGAAGAGCAGCGCCUCCUCUGGAUGCACCGGGAGGAGAGAAGACAACGGGAACACGUGAAAAGAAAACUUCUUCUUCGGAGAAAGAUGGAAGAGGAGUGGAAGACAAAAGAGAUGCUGCUGCUGACAAAGAUUGCAGAAGAUGUAAAAAGAGAACAGAAGCUGGAACACCAAAGGCGGAAAAGCAGAGAAGAGAGGGACAAAAAGAAACAAGCACUUCUAGAGAAAAAAAUGGCUUAUCAUUUACAAAAAAUACAAGAAACUGGCUUUAAAGAAGAUGGGGAUAAAAACGCAUUUGAAUACAGUGGACAAGAUGGAAUUGAAUCUUCUGCAAAGAAGAAAAAGAAGAAUCAAGAUGAUAUAAAAUUACUGUAUUCCGUUGAUGACUAUAAAGCACAUAAAGAACCUGCAGCAAAUACUGUGUUUCAGUGUCAAAGUAGUUCGAAGAGUGUUACAAAAAAAUUAACUUCAGUUGUUGAUCAGUCUGGUGUGCCAGAAAAUGGUGCGGAACAAAAGAGAGAUGGAGUGAUAACUAAAAGACCAAGUGUUUAUGGUGAGAAAGGAGCUGUAAACAUAUCUGCACAAGGCUCAGUUAUUUCACCUCAACGUUCACCUACCAAAAAAUAUCCCAGAACUUCACAUUCCUUUGUGGAUCCAAAAGAAGAGAAGGAGAUGCAUGAAAGGCUGCCCAAGUCGAGACCAAGCUACCAAGAUGAAUCAGAUCCUCAAAUUCAUGCUGUGGACCCGGAUGUUUUUUCUUCUCCUAUCAUCUCAAGUUUACAACAGAAUCUUCUACAAAAUUGUGUGCAAGCAAAAGUAACUUCUGAUGAACUCAAUAGCAUAAUUCAAAAUAUAAUGACUUGGGUAGUGGCUACAGUAACUAGUAUAUUAUACCCAGCCAUCACAAGGUAUGAAGAAAGGUUGCAAAGUACUACCUACCCAGUGUCUGAUGACUCCACCCUCUCUUCAGAUAGUUCAAGCUUUUGCAGCACAUGCAGUGAAAAGUUUACAUACAGAAGCUACACAUCUGCAACUACUAAAACAUUUCAGGCAGAGACUUGCACAGUUAAUGUGUCUGCAGGGAAACCAACCCCGCCUUUAAAAACUCCUUCUGCCCUGGUGGAAAGAGCAGUUAUGGACAAAACACAUCACAUGAAAGGACAAACUGUAACCUCUGAGCUCAAAUAUAACAAGGCCAAUUUGAUAUAUGCAUAUCCUGAACUCAGAAGUUGUAAAUCUGAUAGUCAACUUUUAGCAUCUUUGCAAACAGACACAAAGAAAUCUAAGGAUGCUACCACCGAAACAGAUGGCUCAGUGCAUCCACUGCCUUGUGAUAGAAAAGCUAAAGCCAUGGAUGAGUUGGAGAAUUUAAAGAAUAUUUUUGUUAACUUUAAGUGCCACUUGAAAGGGGAAACUAAAUUGAUUUUGGAGAGCAUUUUUCAAGAAAUAAUGUCUGAUUUAACCCAGGCCGUUCCCUCUAUUUCUUCUGUUACUGCUGAAGUUUUUGUUGACCAUUUUCAGCAUGAAAAAGAAGACUUGGUCUCCAAUGUUGAUAUCUGCUCAUUAGCUUCGGACAUUGUGGAAAAUGUGUAUGAGAAGCUAGAGUCUGCAGUCGAGAAAAAAUGUGUUGAGAAAUUUUCACAAGAAAACUUGUCAGUAGACACUAAGUCAAGUUUAACAGCUAGUGGGGAAUAUAUCACAUCAUCAAAUGGAAAACCUUCAGAAGAUUCCCCUCUUUGUACUUUGGAACCUAUGUGUAAUAUUGCAGAAGAUAUGGUGCAUGACAUUUUAGAAAAGCUGAUGACACUUGCAUCACUCAAGCAAAAUGUACGUCCUCUUGAAGACACAACUAAUUAUUCCCACCCACCACAAAGGACAGACCGGACAUAUACCAUCCUCCAAAGAGCUAGCAAAAAGAAAUCUCUUGAACAUGAGACAGCUAAUUUAAUCGCUGAUGAAGAAAUACAAAAUUUGAUGUCAAAUAUUUUUUCACAAUCCUCUUUAGUUGAUUACAUAGAGGAGGCAAUCGGCACAAUAUUAGGUUAUAUACAAACUGAACUUAAUAACGAGAGACUUAUUGCAUCUGAACAAACAGUAGUGUUCCUUCAGCUGCUCAAUGAUAUCUUCACUCAUCUUCACCAGGAACCAGUAAAACCAAAUAUUCGAAAAAGUAGGCGAUCUAGACAAAAAAAUCUAUCCGACACUAAGGAAAACUACAGGCUCACUGGCACUGCAGUGUUUAAUGGUGCUCAGUCUAAAAGACCAUUGCCACGUGUGAAUGUUCCAGGCAUGGUCUAUUACUCUGAAGAUGAUAAUGAAGAAAUAAACAACAUUGUGAAAAAUGUGAUUGAUUCAUCUCUCAGAGAUGAAAACGCAAAAUCACACGAACAAACAUCUAAUCAUUGGUUCCGAAAAAGAAACACUUCAUUUGACUACAGAAGAAAUAGACCACCGACCAAGCCUUCUUCUCACAGCAAAGUUGCAUUUCAUGAUUGGGAGUUAAAGUCUGAGCUACCACCACUUAUCAAUGAAGAUAUUUUAAAGGAAAAACACCUCCGAAACAAAGACAUUUCAAUUUUUAGCCAAGAUAAAAAGCAUCAAAUAAGAAAGGCUUCAGAGAAGACUGUUAAACAUAUUUUAACGGAAAUGCUCAAGGAUAUAUCUUCUGUUUCUCCUGGUCACCGAGGUAGCAAAAUUGGCAAAGAAGCUUCCAUUCUUGUUUCAGAAGAAUCUCAAGGACUCUCUGAUUACAAAUGGAUGGACCAGAUGUUCUCUGGGUCAGAAAUAAGUGCAGUGGCUCAAGAAAUAACAGAGUCUGUGUUAAAUAUACUUUUUAAGACAUCAAACUCCUUGUCCAAUUCCACUAAAAGUUCUGCUCCAUCACCAGUUCAUCAAACUUUUCUAGAUAAUUCUGACAUUACCCAAAUAGUCAAAGAAGCACCCGAUAAAAAGCCACUAAAAACAUGGUUCGAUAGUGAUAGGAAAAUGAAAUACUUAUCUUCACUUGAUGCGGAUUCCCCAAAUCCCUCCUGGUUAAGGUCAGGAGAAAGGGAACCUAAAUGUGUAGAUAACAUUAUCGAUAAAAUCACUAAUACAAUUUUUAAAAAGCUGAAGUUACUUGUUUGUCCAAAACUGCAAACAGAAUUCAAACCUUUAUCUGUGAAGCAAUCAUCAUUGAAAUCGCAACUGAGUACUUAUACAACAAAAGUAGUAAAUAUUGUUUUAUGUGCUAUCCAGAGUGAAGUGGAAUUCGAUAAGAAAAAUGUGAUCCUUAGGGAGCUAGACCAUAACAAAUCCCAUACAACUAAAGGGUUUUUUGCUGAUAUUGAUAAAAAAUUAGAAUCUCUCAUAACAAAUCUGGAAGACAAUGUAGAAAGUCCAUUAUUAACCUGGAUUUGUGAGAUGCUAGUAAGUAAAAAUGAAAAUCAAAGAAAUAUUUCACUCCCUUCAGAAAAAACAGGGUCUACAACUUUAUUCGGACAUGGCAGUACUAACAAACAAAAUGUUUUGCUAAGUAGACAGGAUAAAGAAUCUUUCCAUAAAUAUUUAGCUACUCCUUGUACUAUCCACAGUGCCGUGAACAGAAAAGACCUCAAAGAAAAUGCCAACUUGCAGGUAUUAGACAGGAUUGGGGAAACAGUACAUGAAAUGUUAAGCAAACUGAUAGGUGCUCCUUCAGUUGCUCAAGCAUCGUGUAGCGGACAAAACAGAGAAAAUGCAAACAAAGAUCAACAAAUGGCUGCUUCACAGAAAUCCAACAUUCAGGUCAUUUCCCAAACAAUUUUAGAAUAUAUCUUGGAAAAAUUGUGUAGCAUUGACGUGGAUACCAGUUUUGCAAGUCCUGGUAUUACAGCUGUGCCUGAAUCUUUUGAUAUUGACAAGCUAUCGUUUGCUUCAAUUAUUGAGGAAAUGGCCAAAUGCACCAACAUAAUAUCCAGCAUCAUCUCCAGAAAGAUACAGAAGAAUAAUAAAGAGGUGACUAAAAGCAAGCCAAAUGGUAUUUCUUCCAUGUCUUCCAAAUCAGAGAGCUCAAAAGAAACUCACCAAAAUACACUGAAAGUUGUUGCGUCAGAUAUUCUUAAUAUGGUUUUUACUAAACUGGAAGGGUUUGCCAAUGGAAGUUUAGAAAUUCAAGGUGUUAGUGGUGGUAAUGGUAAUAAAAAAUGCAAUAAGAUAGACAGGGAAAGUGACAAUAACAGUUUUCUCUCAGAUGCACACAAAGACCCAUUAGAGUCUGUUUUAUACAUGCAGGCAAAGAAGGUGUCAAGUGCUAUUUUGAAAGCCAUUCAGACAGAAUUAAGUGUGAACACAGAUGAUUUGACGAAAAAUGUAAAAAAGCCAUCACCUGAGACACAAAUGUUUACAGACGUAGUCAAUUUAAUUUUAGAUGCAGUAUCCUCAGAAAUGUCUGAUGAAACUGAAUCAGAGGACAGAGGUAUUAAAACCUACCGAUACCAACCAAGUUAUGGAAAUUUUCUUCCUGGAGGAGCUGAAUCAGAUUCAUUUCUAGAAGACGAUAUGCAUACAGAGAAAAAAUUCACUAGAGAGAGAACAUCACUGAGACAGGAAGUUAAAUUCUGUUCUUCUAAACAAAGAGUUCUAGAAGCAAGCUUACACGAAAUUGAAAUGAAACUCAAAGAAUCACAUAAAUCUCCAGUCAUUCCCAUUAUAAGAAAUAUUUUGAAUGAAAUUUUUCAGAGCAAUUUGAUCAAUCAGUUAAAUGUGCUUUCUCUGUCCCACUCUUGUUUUAGUGGCUUGCCUCACAAUGUUCCUGAGUCAACUGCUCAAACAUCUGUUCAAUUUAUGAAUAGAAGGAUGGGUCCAUUUGUGUCUGAAACAGAUGUGAUUAUGGUGACAAAUGAUGUUGUUAGAAUUGUAUUUCAUAAACUUUCUACAGCUGCCUUGACAGAAGAAGAUGUAAGUGAAAACAGAUGUCAAAACAUCACGGUUUCAGCACAUCUUUCCUUCCAUGAACGUACCUAUGGAGGGAACUCUGCUCCUAUAUUGGACAGAAAUAUUCGCACUUUUCAGCACAGAUUCAAUAUUGACAAACAGACCAAGGUAAAUAUGAUUGGAGAUAUUGUACAGGCAAUUCUUCAAAAGUUGGAAACUUUUGCUAUUUCCAAAAUAAAAUCUUUCUUUUGUUCCCAAGUCAGCCUCCUGGUCCCAGAGGUUUUAACUACUCAGCAAGAUAAUCACGCACUGAACAGAGCACUAUCAGCUGAAGAUUCGUACUCUGAUGAGCAAUAUUUGUGUUGCUCUGUGGAUCAUAAGGCCAAUUCAUUUGGCCAGAUCUCUUUGUCUAAAUUAAAUAUUUAUGCAAAAGAAGUUGCUAGAAAAAUUUUGCAGGAGAUCAAACAUGAGGUAGAUAAAGGAAGGGAAAGUCCUUCCUUGAUUCCUAAUAUUGUGGUUUCGGAAAGCAUUACAAGUCAAAUUGUUAACACAAUGCUAGAUAUUGUAUCACACAAAAACAGAUGCAGCAACAGCUGUGAGGAAGAGAAUGACUCUGCUCAGCCUGACUGCUUUAUUGAAAAGUUGUUCAAUAAGACUGAGUGUAGAAAAAUACUUCAGCUUCAAAUACAAGAUACCAUUGAAGGUGUCUUAUAUGAUGUCUAUGAAAAAACCCUGUGUAAGAAUAAUCUCUCAUUUGCCAUACUCUCCCUGAAAGAGAACAGAGCUGGAAAAUGUGCAGAACCAAAUUCUGAAACGUUCCCUGAGGGUGGGAAUAAGAUUACCUCUGAACUCUCAGUUCCUAAAUCAGAUGUCCUCUUGCUAUCCAGGGAUGUAGUGGAUAUUGUUCUUCAUAGUCUUGCUUCUGCUGCCAUGCUUGACACAGGUGUGAAGGAUCCUACUUUUGCAAGAUCGACCUUUUGUGAUAUGUUUCCAAAAGGAGAAUAUCAAGCAUCUCUUUUUACGGAAUCAAAAAGUGAAGGAAGACCAGAGCAUUUUCCAUAUUCAGGCAAAAAGAAGCCAGCAUAUGCUAAUGGUGAUCAGACAGCUAGAGAGGAAAAAGAGGAUGAGGACACCAAGAACUCUGUUCCUGACCCAUGUCAUGAAAGUGCUGACUUCAUCACUAAAAUGAUUUUUGAUCGGUUACAAACUUUUGCCACAGAAAGAAUAGAUUCACUAAUUCCUCUUGCUUUGCAGCCUAAAGGAAUGUCAUUUGUUAGUCCAGAACUGGAAAAUUAUACACAAGAUGGCAGUGUUUUUCAUGAAUCAAGCCAAGUGGAACUAGAUGUGAAUAUCCCGAAAAGAUCAACAACUAAAACUGUUCUCAGCCAAGAGCUCACAGAACCCACUUUUGCCAGUUACAGAGAAAAACUUGGAGCCAUAAUUCAUUUAUCACAAGCUAGCCUGGAGGAAUAUGCUGAUAUCAUUGCCAAUGCUACUUUGAAGUUUAUUAAAAAUGACUUAGACUUAGAAAUCCAAAAGAUGCAUCUGUAUCCAAACAAUAGUUUAUUCCAAAAAAAUAUAAUUGUGAGUGAAAUUAUAGAUGUAAUCUUAAAGAUUUUACAUAAUAAAAUAUCUCUAAAGGAAAUUAAUUUUUCCUCAGAGGAGAAUCUUAACUUUUCACAAGUAACUCUAUCAAAUGAAAUAUUGCUGGGACACAAAGAGAAGGAAAAAAACACUUCAUUAUCUCUGCUUACAAACCAUCCAUUAGAACAAAGCCCAAUGACAUUUGAAAAGGAAAGCCAAAGAAUUGUUUUGGAAGAAAUAUUUAUGAUAAAUGGAAAAACAGAACAAAAAGAAAAGGCUGAAUUGCUCAAAACAGUGGCAGAACUUUUGAGUAAGUUAGAUCAAAGAGUAGUAGAAGUCAUAGGUCAUUUGCUUCCAUUUAACAAAGUCCCCCAUUUAAAUUCUAAAAUUAAAACAUCAGAUACAACAGGAAAAAACUUCUGUCAGUCACACAUUAGCAGUGUAGCAAAUGACAUCAUUGAAUGUGUUUAUGGUGAAAUGUACUCCGUUGUUCUGACAUUGUUAUACAAAAAUGAUGAAAGUAGGAGAGAAGGAGAAACACUCCACAAGAAUGAUAUCUUUCCAAUGAAAGCACCGUACUCUGGAGGGACUAAGCAAGCAGGAAAAAGAAGUAAUUCCCUUAGAUAUGGGGUACCAGAGAUAUGUUCUAGUGCAGACAGUCAAAACAUUUCUGUGUCAGCAAACACUUCUGUGCGAUAUUCACCAUUACAAAUAGGAAAUGACUUAGUCCAAAUAGUUCUCAAUAAGAUCGCAAAUUUUGUUUCACUGCAUCUAGAGGAAAUUUUGUCCCCUUCAGGGUAUUCGAAGGAGGUGUUGCAUCUUUGUAGAUUACCGAACUCUAAAAGUGGCCCUAUGGACUGCCCUAAGGCAGGUUUUAAAACAAGUUUAAAAGCAAGAUCUAUUCCUAAAUUUAAAACAAAGCCACCCUCAGGACCUGGUGUUGCUAAGGCAAAAAGCAAGACCAAGUUCGGUGCUGGUGAGAAGACACCAAGAGAUGGUCCGUCGAAGACUGCCAUUCGGCUGCCACACAUCUUGGCAACAGCAGAUGCCGAGAACUUACUAGAGACAAAACUUCCCACUUCAGAACUAAAAAUGUGUGCCAAGGAUAUAAUAAGUAAUAUUCUCAAAGCAAUAAUGAAAGAAUUUGAAAGGGUGACAGAAACUAGAGCAAAGCUACAUACACAAGUUUUACUAUCUGAUCAAAUCAUGGAAGCCAGUAAAAUAGUUAAUACGGUUUUGCAAGAACUGUAUGCUGCAAACAAGCACAAUUUGUCUUCUCCAGUCAAAUCCUCACAUCUGUAUGAUCUCAAACUUACAAAGCGGUGUUUAAGUGCUCAAGAACAAGCAUGUUUUUACUUAGAGGAUGUUUCCUCACAGUUAGAACAGAUUUUUCCUAAAGAGGGUAUAUUUAAAAAAAUGUUUGACAAAUGGCAGACAGAUUCAAAUGACACGAACAAUGAAAAAUUUACCCUGUUGACAAUAGCUGGUAAUGUUUUGACUGAAAUUUCGAUAAAAGCCAAAGAUUUAGAAUAUUCUCUUUCACUUUUAUACUUGCCACCUCUUGAGCACUGUGAAAGCAGUUUCUCCAAUCAAUUUAAAGAAGAUUCUUCCAGAGCAGAGGAUAUCAAAGCACAGAUUAAUAUGUUUGAAAGAGAAAUUGUUGAAAUGCUGUUUGAAAAAUUGCAGCUGUGCUUUUUGUCCCAGGUGCCCAGUCCAGACAUCAAAGAAACUCCAACAAUUGGGAAAGAGCACAGUACUUGUAAAAGUAAGCAAGGUUUCCCAACCAAGCCCAUCAUCAGUGGUUUAACAGUGUGUAACACUAAGACAAAAGCUCAAAUUUCCACCACCUCUUUCAAGCAAGUCACUCAAGAAAUUGUAGGAAGGGUUUUGAAUCUGUUAGAGUCAUUUGUGGACUUACAGUUUAAACAUAUCUCUAAAUGUGAAUUUUCUGAAAUAGUGAAAAUGCCUAUUGACAACCCUUUUCAAGUCCAACAGAGAUUAUUAAGCAAAAGGAUAUCACCAAAAUUACAACCAAUGAAAAACUUUUCUGAUGAGUCCAAGUCCCACACUGUUAUUUCCAAAGAAAACAUACAGAAUACCCUUCUACAAGUUCAUUCAUUUCAUUCAGAAUUACUUACAUAUGCUGUUCAUAUUGUCUGUGACAUGCUUGCUGUAAUCAAGAGCAAAUUGGACAAAGAAAUAAACCAAAUGGAACCAUCUUCCACUAAUAUAUUGAAAGAAAACAUUGUAGCAAGUGAGAUCAUUGACACACUAAUGGAUCAAUGUACUCAUUUCAGUGAGUCUUUCAUUGAAAACCUUUCGGUGGAAAGUUCAUUCCACCGAACGGAAAACACUUAUCUUGUUAAGCAGGAUGAAUCUGCAAAUAGUUUGAAAAUGCCCGCACCAAAGUCAGAAGAUGCUAAUUUGAGGCACAAUCUUCCACAAGGAAAUAUAUCGGGCUUGGUAUUUUAUUCAUUGGAAGAUAUGAGAAAAAAAUAUGAGCUUUCAUCCAACUUACCCUCAUAUGUCACAUCUUCUAUAGAAGACACAAUUAAAAGUUCAGAGUCAAUGGGAAGGUGUGAUUUUGAAACUAUGUCAGUAUGUUCUAAAAAUAAAGUUCAAGAACAUAGCCAAGUGAAACUUAACUUUGACCAUUUUGAUGAAGUCCUGAUAGUAAAUAGCUCUCUCCCUAAAGGUAGUAUCUUGCAAAAACUGUAUAAGAAACCAAAUGACUCCACAGAAACAUCUUUAAAGCAAGUCAUGUCUUUCAUAGAUAUGGGGAAAAGUGAAAAUCCAAGAGUAUUUCAUUAUGGGACCCUAAAACCCAUUUUUGAGCCAAACCAAAUUCAGACAACGGUUUCUCCACACAGAAUAUGUUUAGCUGCAGAAAAUAUUGUCAAUACUGUGCUGUCCAGCUAUGGUUUUCCAAAUCAACCACACACUAAUAAAAGCAUGGAAACAAUGAAACCAUUUUUUAUGUCAAAGCAAAACUCUUUAUCUGAAAUAUCUACAGGACAAACAAAUAAGAAUAGUUUGCUUAGAAUAUGGACUAAAAGAAUGUAUGAGCCUGAAGAAAGUGAAAUUGCUGAAGUUUGUGGGGGAGAUUUUUCUUUAUUGCAAAAAUGGCAACACAAGACUCCAAAGAUAAAGAAAAUACAGAAUCCCAAAGAAGUUGAAGUCAUUGCAUUUGCUGAUCAUGAACUGGGUCCAAAUGAAAUUCAUUUGGUAGCAAUGCAUGUUACUACAUCUGUGAUCACAUGUUUGAAGAACUUCAAAACUAGAGAGAAGGCAUCUCUUGUUUCUACACUGUCAAGUAAAAACUGUGAAGCAAGACAUCCUCUAAGAAGCAUGUACAGUAAUUCUUCAAUUAAUCAAUUCUGUAACCAUCUCACUGAGUCAGUCAUUUGCCAUUUAAUUUCAAGCUUAUCUGAGGGUACCAAAGAGGGUAGAGAAGAAGACAAAGUAUGGGAAAUCCAAAGUAUGUCAUUCCACAAGAUUGCUUUGAUUCAUUCUCAAGUACUUGAGAACAGAUCACUAUCUAUUAGCGAACUCGCUCUAAGUAUUUCUGAAAUCAUUAUUGAAAUUCUUUAUAAUAGUAACGUUAUAGAGGCUGACACUGGACAGCAAAUGGUUUCCAUAAAAACAAAAUACGUUUAUUGUCCAGGAAUAGCUUCUGUAGACUUUGAUGAUUUUUUUCAGGAUCUCUUAACAGGAGUAAUUCAAGUACUGUCUGAAGAAAUAGGAAUAAAUCAUCACUUUAAAAACAAUGGAAGAAACAAAUUAUGCUCCAUGCUUGGAAGCAAAACUGGGUUUAUUUGCAAUAAAACCAAUACCAUGGACCAACCUACAGGCUCCAGAGUUUGGGAAUCAUCAACUCACCAAACUGAUCAAGUUGUUCAGAAAGAGAAGUUAAACUAUCUUACUUCUCAGUUAGACAGCCUAACUGGUAUCCUAAAAACUCAUGAAUCCAAAGAAGUAGUCAAUAAAGUAUUUAAUAUUAUUAUAGAUUUAUUUUUGCCAGAUGAAUUCCCAGGUGGAGCUGUGGACUCUAGUAAAAUAGCAAGAAGUUGUAUCUCUUCCUCAAGUAAUCAACAGAGUAAUAGCAUCCUUAGACAUAACCAAGGGCUCUCCCCCAAAUCAGUCUUUCUUCUCAAUGUUGUAUGUGAGAAACUCAUUAGGACACUUCUGGAAAAAUUCACAGGCACUGUCUGUAUUGACGAUGGUCUUUCUAAUAAAAUAUCAGCAGAAGUUCAUCAACUUUUAAAAAUACUUCAAAGGGUAGAAGAUGGAGAUCUUGAUGAUUAUAAGAGAUCAGUGGACUGCAAAAAUCUUCAAGGAGAUUGCAUGACAGAUCUUUUGGAAGAUGCAAUAGAAAUGGAUCAUGAUUUAUUGUCAUCAGAUUGUGUACUUACUAUUAUUUCUCACAGCUUAGUUAAAUCAUUGAUGGAUAAAUUAUCUCAGAGUUUACAAGAAACUCCUGAAAAUCCAUUGCUUGAAAGCAAGUAUGAGAGCCAUAGAACAAAAGAAAUACAAUCUGGUUUCACAAAGGCGAAAAGGCCCAAACUCAUGGAGUUAGGACAAGGCAAGAGUUCUUUAGGAUUCAUGAGUUAUGGCAGAACUUCUCUGACAGAAUCCCUGAAUAAUCCCCGUGUGGCCAAACAGUGUACAGUAAAAUCCUCUUCUUUGUCACCUCUUAAUGGACAGAAAACAAAGGAAUUAGAUACAAUAGCCAUUCGUAACAUAUAUCAAAGAGAUAUGAACACAGGUGUUUAUUCAGCCACGUUUUUGGAGGAAAUAAUAUCAGAGUUGUUUUUUCAUUUCUCUACUUCCUUGUGGGAAAAAAAUGCAAACAUCACCGAGGCCCAGCUCGGUGAGAUGAAUACGUUGUUUAUCAACCACGUAGUAAAUGAGUUUAAUAACGCUCAAAUCACUGUUCUGAGGAAUACUGAAGAAAGGCUAUAUUUUCCAUCAAUCCAUAAAGAAAUGGUCAGGAAGAUUGUUGACUCAGUUUAUUAUAAUAUUUUACAGCAAUAUGAAUUGAAAGUGACCUGUGGUAAUAAUCUGGAAUAUGAAGAUGCUUCAAUAGCUGAGCAAGUAACAAAUGGUAUAUUGUUAGCAAUUUCAGACUACCAACUCCCAUCUUCCCUCAAGGGGAACCUCAGAACUCAUUCAUGUUACCCUCUUGAAGCUGAAGCUAUACUGCAGAAGCUUCAAAGCAAUUUAAGAAAUUUUACGUUCCAAACCAGAUCUUCAAAAAGCUAUAGCACCAUGUUACCACAUUCCUUUUUAGAAGAUGUCAUUAGAAGACUUUUACUUCGGCUCCUUCCUCCAUCUGUUAAGCCUUCCCCUUUGGAAAAAACGUAUGUAAUGAGUUCAGAUUUUAAUGAAAUGUCCGCCUGUAUAACAAAUAAGGUCAUGUCAGCCAUUUCAAAACACAAAAUAUGGUUUACUGGCUAUGAAAAUCAAGACCUCCCUUCAGAAAAGAACCUCCAAAAGAUGGUGGACUCUGUUUAUGGCAAUAUUUUACAAAUGUCUGACUCUGUUUCAGUGCAGGAAAGUAUAGUCAAGCGAAGCCCAAUUAUGCUUGAUUGCAUAGCCAGUUUUAUUAUUCAAGAGAUUAUUGAAUGUCAUCUUCAUCCAUUCUUGUGCGGAGAGGUUUUACCUCAGCCAGGGACUCCACUGGAUCCAGUGUCUAAUAUGGAUAAACAGGUUCUUGAUGAAGUCCUAGAAUCACACAGGCCCCAGAAGCCAUCGCUUGGAGGUAUUUGCCCUGAUCUACUUAUAAAGGAAAUGGUUACCAAACUUUUAUCGAAGAUUUUUAGCCCUAGGCCCAACACUGAAUUUGAGCUGGAAAGCAUGACACAAAAAAUAGUAAAUGCUGUGAACAAGCACUUUGACACAGGUGAAAUUCACAUUUUACGUGAUGAUAAGAAGUCCAUAGAUACAGAUAUUGUAGAUGAUCUCGUCACCUCAGUUUACAGAAAUGUGUUGAACCAGUAUGGACUAAACCCUAACAUUGAUAAAGAGAGUGAAAAUAGUGAUACUUUUGUGAGAAAUAUUGCUAAUUUAAUUGUAGUAGCUAUUUCAAACUACCUUCUUCAUCCGUUGUUUUCUGGUGAUCUGUCAACUUCAUCUUUUUCCAUCUUUACGGCUGAUAACAUUGUUCGAGAUAUCCUUAGUAAUGUAAGUCAAUCUACCAGGUCAGACCAGAGUUUACUUCCAUAUAACACCUUACUGCCUUAUGCAUUCUUAGAAGAUAUGAUCAGAGUACUACUAUCAAGAUUCCUUCCUGCAUCUAGUGUGGAUCCAUAUGGAGAAGCUCCAAAGGAUAAAUCAAAAGUGAAUUUUAAUGAAAUUGCUUCCAACCUAAUCAGUGAUAUUAGGAUGAAGAUUUCCCAACAUGAAAUUCGAUUUUCAAAAGAUGAACAGGAAACCAUGUUCGUUUAUUCAGAAGAUGAUGUUCAAAAUCUUGUUGAUUCAGUAUUCAAAAAUAUUUUACAAAACUCUGCAUCUCAAGAAUCAGUGAAGCAAACUAUUACAAGCAACAAUGAUGUUCUUAUUGAUAGAAUAGCAGGUUUCAUCAUUAAAUAUGUCUGUGCACAACAUCUUCAGCCAUUUUUAGAUGUAAAUUCUUCUUCCUCAUCCUACACACAUUUUGAGAAGAGACAGCAGUCAUUUUAUGCAAGUGUUUACUCCUCAACUUUUUUGGAGGAUGUGGUAUCUGGAGUGCUAAGCAAAAUAUUCCACAGGGUGGUUGGUAUUGUACAAAUGAAAGAUUCAGAAGAUGAACUGUUUGAUAAAGCUGAAAAACUCAUACAUUUGAUAACAGAGGAAUUCUCAAAAGAUCAGGUUAGUGUUAUAGAAAAUGCCGAGGAACAGUUGUGUUUGCCUCCAGUGGAGAGAGAAGUAGUAAAAAAUAUCAUUAAUGCAGUAUAUAGUAGAGUUCUAGAAGAAUAUGAAAUGGAAAUCAUGCCUUAUAAAAAUUUUCUGAAUGACAUAAGGACAUUGGCUGCUCGGAUAACUAAAAUCAUCUUGACUGAAAUUUUUGACUUCCAAAUUCAUCCAGAUCUUAUAGCAAACCUGCCUCUUAAGUCCCAUUCCAAACUCAGUGAAAGUGUUUUGAUACAUAGAGUCCAAUAUUAUAUUAGUAAGUCAAGAUUCCGAAGACAGGCUUCAACGAUAUAUACUACUAUGCUAUCACAAAGUCAUUUGGAAAAAAUAGUCACUCAGCUUGUAUCUCAGAUAAAUCCAUUGACACCCACUGUAAAAUAUCCAGACACUUCUCGAUCAGGCCUAAAUAAUACAGUCAUAAAACUGAUAAAUGAGAUCAUGUCAAUAAUUUCAAAAAAUGCAAUAUGUAUCACUAAACAUGGAAAUGAAAAACAAAAUAUGAUUUCAGAAAAAGAUAUACAGUCUAUGAUUGAUUCCAUUUAUGCUGAUCUUUCUCAUUCAAAUGUAUACAAGUCUCUCACAGAAGAUAAAAAAGGCACAAGUAAUAUACCUGUUGCAAAAAUAGCAAGUCUUAUAAUAAAAGAAAUCUUUAACCAUCAUCUACAGUCAUUUUUAUCUGGAGAUAAACCUCCUCUUUCAGCUUCUGUUGAUCACAUUUACAAACAGAAAGCCACAGAUCCUAAACAAAAAAGAUGGUCUUUUAUUGUGAACUCAGCCGUCUUUUUGGAAGAAGUCAUUUCUGAGCUUUUAUGCAAAAUUCUUUAUGCAUUCACACAUAACGUCCUGGCUGUUGAGAACCCAGACAUUGCAAAAGCCCAAAUGGCUGGCAUUGUUACAACAUUAGUAAAAUCGAUUGUUCUAGAAUUUACCACAUCAGAGAUUUUAGUUUCAGAUGGCUUAGAUAAAAAAUUAUGCUUUUCAGAGGAAUAUAAAGAAAUGGUUCAAGUAACUGUCAACUUGAUUUAUGAAAAAUUAUUAGAUGAAUACAAAUCUUUAAUUAAUGUGUUUAGGGCUAUCCAAAGUGACGCUACCUGUUUAGGAAGGAAAAUAUAUCACUUGCUAUUGGAAGAAGUUUACUAUUAUCAGAUGCAGUCAUUAGUUUCAGGAGACUUAGUGGCCUCUUCCUAUUCCUCCCUUCGAGCUGACAUCAUCAUCAAAAAUGUCCUCAGUGGCAUCUUGAGUGACAGCAGCACCUUACCAUCCUGGGUCACUGUGUUACCUCAUUCUCUUUUAGAAGAUAUGAUUUACAAGCUCCUGGUGCAUAUUUUUCCUCCAGCUGACACUGAAAAUAAACCAACAGAGGAAGAACUGACUGCAGAUGACGAUUUUGCAGCUGCUGCUUCAGAAAUGACUGAUGAAAUUAUAAAAGAAAUUUUUGAACAUGAGAUCCGACUCGCCACGGCGGAGGAGAAUGCAGAAAGCAUGCAGUUAGAAGUCCUUGAGAAUUUGGUUGACUCCAUAUGUGACAAUAUUUUGAAAAAACCUGAAUUCCAAGCUGAAGUACAGAAAGGUGCAGGCAAAAACGGAGGGUCAUUUCUCAGUAAAGUUGCUGGCUUCAUUAUGAAGGAAAUUAUGGAUCAUCAUUUACGGCCAUUUUUACAUGGUGAAGAAACAUCUUGCAGUUACUUAUCUGAUUAUAACUGUGCCUCUGUAGUUACUAAACCUAGUAAAGGAACAACACAGGCUUCUCUGUUUUCAGCUGCAUUUUUGGAAGACGUAGUUGUUGACCUUGUUCGAAAAUUUUUUUCUUUCCCAGCUAUUAAUGAUUCUAAGAAAAAAGCACCACCAGAGCCAGAUGUCGUGAGCUUAGCUAUCAAAUUUGCAAAUGCUCUCCUAGGAGAAUUUAGAAAAAAUGAAAUUAAAGUUUUACCACAGGCUGAAGAAAAAUUUUGUUUUCUACCAAUUAAUAAAGAAAUUGUUGCUGAUAUAUCCAGUUUUGUAUAUGAUCAGUUCAUAGGGAAAUUUGGGUCUAAUGAUAUUCAGAAGGAUGAUACAAGUAAUAUUGUUGUAGAAAUGAUUGCUACUUUAGCCCAGAAGGCGAUCUCUGCCUUCAAGAUUCAACCACUAUUCUCAGGAGACUGGUCUUCCACCUUCCUUUCAUUUCUGAAUCCAGAUACCAUCACCCAAAGGGUUCAACACUUACCAGAGAACACCUCCAUGCAGAUAACUAGAUACUCGGAAGAGAACCGACUUGCUUUAGCAGAACAGUCACAUAAACAGACUUCUCUAAUCUCAGAUCACAAAAAGAUGAUAGUCAGUUUGGAACAAGAUAGAGGUUCGAUGAGUAGCAAGAGUCUCCAAACUAAAGACCUAUCAGUGAAAAAAGGAGACAUCCAAAAUCCAGCUCUUACCUCUAAUGUUACCAUUAUGGAAAACAAUGUUAUGAACCUAAAGGCAGGUAUGGCACAUAAAAAGAAAGAGAAUAAAAAUAAACUGGGAAUUUUGACUCCAACAAAUAAUAAGAAUGCAUCAAAAUUUACUUCUCCAGCUACCAGGGAAAGUAGGAAAGAGCUUCAGGACCAAGAUUUGAAAGAAACACUUGAACAUAACACAGUUGCAAAGAAAAGAAAACCAGCUCCCCAAAAUGAGGAGUUGCAGCGUGGUGAAAUAUGCAAACGUUUUUCAGUUGUUCCUUAUCCAGCAUAUGAGGAUGCAUUACCUAAGUCAAUUUUUCAAAUAGACAAUGAAAAAAAUAGGAACAAUACCAAGGAAAGUUUAAUAAAAGAAAGUGGUCAGGACUUUCAGUUCUCUUCUUGGAAGCCCAAGGUGAAAAAUAUUGAGGCUACAACAGAGAAAACUUCGAAAAUAACCAAAAAGUCAAGAACUGAAGAAAUGGCAGACUCUCCCACUGAAAUAGAUAUGGAUGAGCAAAACUACUCAGACAAUGAAACUGUUCAAAAUAUCAUUGAAAACAUUUAUGGGAAUGUUUUAUUAAGGUCUUCUCUUCAAGAACCAUCAGAUUUUUCAAAACACAGAUUCAGUAAAAGCUCCCCAGAUAAUAAAGCACUAAAUGUAAUUCAGGAGACUGGCAAGGAGUCUACCCAGCUCAUUACAACCAAGAAUUUAUCUCCCUCAAUUAACAAAAAGGACUGUGCUAAAGAAGAAGGAAAUAAAGUGAAAGAGAAACAAAAAGAGAAAGAGAAAGUAAGAGAGAAGGAGGUUGACAAUAAAGCUGCUGAAACAGAUCAUCCAGAAAAUAAACCUGGAAUUUUUCCUGCUAAAUUUUUAGAAGAUGUUAUCAGUGAAAUAGUUAACAAACUGCUAUUUUCUUCCUCACCAGAAAUGGAAACUUUUGAAAAAUGUGUAAGUGUAAAUGAUGAUCAGAAUAAAACUGAACUCUAUGACACCGCCUUGACACUUAUUAAUUCACUGAUAAAGGAGUUUUCAGAUGCUCAUAUUAAUAUACUUGGGCCUGAGGAGGGAACUCAGUUUUUCCCACAUGCAAGUAAAGUGUCUUCAGCUCCUAUAGUACCUUCCAGGAGUAAAUCAACUGCAGAUGAAUCAUCAUCCACCAUUAAACUGAAAAACGUGGAUAAGAUGCCAGACGUGCAGAAAGUGACGGAAAAACUCUCUUCACUUGAGACUCCUGUCCUAGAUGAAAUGCCAUCAAUUGAUAAAAUCCUGGUCAGGAAAGCCACUCACUCUUCUAUUUGCAAUAUUUUGAAAGAAUAUAAAUCUCUUGAAUCUCUUUGUGAGGACAUUAAGAGUAAUGGGGGAAAUUUAGCAAAAAGGUUAACUAGUGCAGUGAUGAGUGAACUUUUUCCACCUCAGCUUAACUUGAUGUUUUGUGAUGAGGCUCCAGUUUCAGCCUGUUUGCCUCUGGAAUCUAAAGGUCUUGUUAAAAAGAUCGAAAAGGUGGCCCAAACAGCCAACAAAGAAUGUCAAACAAUAUCCCCCUAUACUGUAAUGUUGCCUCACCAAUUUUUAGAGGAUGUGACUUCUACUCUUUUAACAAAAAUUUUCUCAAAAAUAUCCAACACCAUCACCAAAGCAGAAACAUAUGAAAACAGAUUUUCCAAGGAACUCGAUUUCCUUCAGACGGAAUUAGUAAGUAAGAUUGCAGCAGAGAUUUCCAAAGAUGAAGACAUGAUUAUACAAUAUGUAGAAUCCUUGCAUCCUAAUGAUGAUGAAAUUAUUGAAUUGGUGGUUCAGUCCAUUUAUAAUAAUCUUUUGCCACAAUUUGGAUCACAAGAAAUCAUGCAAAAUUGUAUAUCGAAUGGAUGCAGACUUCUUUCGGAAACCAUAGUUGACUUAGUUCUAAGAGAAGUGGCUGGCAAUCAGUUGCAGAAUUACUUUUGUGGAGAGUUAACUCCACAUCAGUGUGCGGAAGUUGACAGCGUUGUUGAAAGCAUCCUUUUCAAUGUUAUCCAGACUAUGCCACCUCAACCAUCACAUGCCCAUAAAGUGUCUUAUAAUGUAAUAGAAGAAAUUGCUAUAAAAUUUUUGUCGAAGCUCUUAUCUGUGUUUCCAAAAAUACAUAAGGAAAGAACCAAAUCUACACAAACUGAAAUGCAAAAAAUAACCUCCAAAAUACUAAAUUCAUUCCAAGAAUUUAUCUCCAAAAGUAAGAUUAAGCUUACAAGACCUGCCAAGGAGUCACCUACUGUAUCUUCAGCUGACAGUGCAACUAUUGACAAAGUAGUUAAUUCUGUUUAUGCCAGUCUUUUAACACACUCUGGUUCCCAUACUUCGGUGUUUAAAGAUUUGAUAGGUCAGAGCAAUGUCCUUUCCGACAUAAUAGGUUUUUUAAUGGUGAAGGAAAUUUCAAAUUCUGAAUUUCAACCUCAAAUGGAAGAAGAAAUAUCAAGUUCAGAAUUAGUUCUUGAAGCUGUCCAAAUUAUGGAAAAGGUGGUCAAAAUUGUUGAUAAAUUUAAGUCCCAGGAACACUCUUCAUCCAAAAAGUGUUCUGUAUUAGAUGCCAAUGUUUUAGAGGAAGCACUGGCCUUGUUCUUGGCUAAACUAGUAAGGUCACCUUGUAUUUCAAGCAAAGAUACACAUAGCUUAUCAAAACCCGAUUUAAAUAAAAUUGCAUCUCAACUGACAAAAUCUGUAACAGCUGAAAUUUCUAGAAGUAAUAUUAGUCUAGUAGCUACUGAACCUGAAGAAUACUCUUCAAAUCUAGAAGAAAUGGAUAUGAUCUCUCAGGUUGUUGAUUCCGUCUAUGGUAAUGUGUUACAACAACCCAGAAGCCAUGAAGAACUUUAUAACGUAAAAGAUACAAAUGCAGUCUUCCCUAAGGUGGCCAAUUUAAUUGUUGAUGGCAUUUCAAAAGUUCCAUUAGAUAGGGUUACCUCAACAAGCUCAUACACUGGCGUCUUUGGAGAUCUGGACAUUGAUAGAAUCAUUGAAAAGACAGCAAAGCAUGCUGAGAAAAUGAUAGAUGGCAAAAAUGAGUUGGCUGAAGAUAAAUCUGGAGAAGAAUGCACAGUUGCAAUAAUUCCACAUGUCGGAAGAAAAGCAAUCAAAGUAGACCCACAUAUUAUUUCCCAGCACUUAGCAGUCAUCUCUGUAAAGACUCAGCCACUAGAGAAAAUGAAGACAGAAUGCUUAAAAAGAACUGGACGUAGCAUAGAGGACCUGAGACGAGCAUCAGUAGAUGGGAAGAGUUACACCGCUAUAAGCUCCCCUGAUUUAGAGAACAGAAAAAAAGAACGACGUACCUCUUUGAAGACUACAGGUCGACUGGAUGUAAAGCCCUUCGAGGCUGUUUGCAGAAAUUCAUUUCAAAAUAUAAGAAAGCCUGAUAUCUCUAAGGUAGAGCUUUUAAAAGAUGUUCGAAGCAGAAAAGACCUAAUCAUUCGGUUAGUGGCUCAUGAUAUUGAUCAGGAAGAUACAGACUAUUUUACAGAAGAUGAUAUAACUCCUGAUGAAAAUGAAAUUGUUUUAGAAGAGUAUUUUGGACAAAAAUGCAUAGGAGAACUAUCUGAAGAUGAAGUGAAAGAAGUUGUGAAGCUCAUACAAAGCAAAAUUGUUUCUUCCAAGGCGACGACUGUCUCAGGCAGUGUGAAAAAGUCUCUAACCAAAUCUUCCCAGCCCACAUCUACCUCAUGUACUGAAUGUACAGAAACAGCCUCCAGUCAACUCACAGGCUCUAACAAGACACAGGGUGACAGAGCCGCUGCUGGGCCUGGCAAAACCGUGACUAAAACACGCUCUCCCACAAAGGAAAAAUUAUUCCACAAGAAUGGAGGAAGAAGUCUUGUUACUGAACCAACACAUCACUUCAUACACAGAAUUAUGAGUACAUCUUCAUACAACCAAGAAGAUCUCAUGUCAUCUUCCAGUGAAGGAGAAGAUUCUGAUGCUAUUCCAAGCACUGUGAUAUUGAAAGAAAGUUGUCCGGAGCAAAAACCAGCUAAUUCAACAGGUCUUCAGUUUAUCUCUGUCUUUGAAGGAUCCAAGGAUGCUGAUAGCAAGGCCGCUCCCACACAGGAAAUCAUUUCAGAUGCUCCCAAGCCUAGUAUUUCCAAACAAGGAUCUAAAAUGCUGGCAAGAGUAUCUUCAACUCUAUCAAAGGUGUUUUCCCGCUCUCACUCCAGUAGUCCCAGAUCUUCCUCACCUCCUCACCGGAAUGACCACUGAAGCUCCUUUAUCUGACAUA
Fukomys damarensis (Damara mole-rat) is the source of this 20818-nucleotide messenger RNA. RefSeq names its product fibrous sheath interacting protein 2 (gene Fsip2). The transcript is spliced from 23 exons. NCBI's taxonomy places the organism in Eukaryota, Metazoa, Chordata, Mammalia, Rodentia, Bathyergidae. The record is from RefSeq and is a predicted model, not a curated record. Bases 1 to 20799 code for a protein of 6932 amino acids.